Messenger RNA from Pyrgilauda ruficollis (rufous-necked snowfinch), 3343 nucleotides. It is a transcript of the gene SLC66A3, whose product is annotated as solute carrier family 66 member 3. The record is from RefSeq and is a predicted model, not a curated record. The transcript has 7 exons. Bases 697 to 1680 code for a protein of 327 amino acids. Lineage: Eukaryota; Metazoa; Chordata; Aves; Passeriformes; Passeridae.
AAAAAAAAAAAAAGUAAAGAUAUGCACACAGGAUGAUAAACACAGCUGGAACCUGUGGAGAAACAGAUAAAGAGGCCUACAGUGGGUUUUUAGCAAAUUUUAUAAAACAAGAAACAACAGCGCAUACACAAAGAAAAACUUCAAGGGAAAGUCACCUUUAAUAUCGAAGCAUUCAGUGAAUACAAUCACCAAAGACCCCUCUUAAUAAACCUCCAGAACCAUAAACUUCCAAUAAGAGGUGAAUGCAUGCACACUAGUUCUAGAAAAAUGAUAUUUAUACAUUAAAUAAGAAGCAUGUUUUAAUGAAUGUGUAUAGUUAUAAUGAAAGCCCUGCUGUAAAGUCUCAUUCCAGACACAGAAUGAAUCCACUGUGUCCUGCACAAGUAAAGAAUGCCUGAUUUCUAAUACUUCAGAUUGUGUUAGAAAGUUUAAUCCAGCCAGUUUCAAUAUCAUCUGACAAGUCCAGCAUUUAGCAACUUUUAAUUUUUCUGCACAUUUUUCUUGUAAAAAUAAAGUGCUGCUGUCAGACCCGUGCAAUCCCUGCUGCAGGAAUUAGUUCCACAGCAGUCCAGAGAGCGUGACCUGAAAGCCACGGGCGCUGGAGCAGUGGGGACUCCACUUUGGGGGAGAAAACUGCUCCAGCCUCCAGCUCCAAAGCCGGAGCUGACCUGCGCUGCUCUGGGGUGAACACGGCCCAUGGCCGGCACAGCAUCACAUCAUCCCUGUUCCGGGGAUGCUGUUUAUGGUAACAGACUCAUUCCAGGACCAACACUCCGAACCUGGAGCGGAGCGGUUCUCGGCUCGGUCACCGAGGGAAUCAGAGGUAGGGAGGCCUCAACCAGCGGCCCGGGGCCGGCGCGGGUGUCCCCUCGGUCACCUCGGUGCUCAGCACCACGGGCCGGGGGUGACCGUGGCGCUGCCCCUCCCGACGGGGCCGCGGAUGCUCCGCCGGGCCUGGCUCUCCCCUCCUCGUGCCCCGGGCAGUGCGGGCGCCCCGGGCGCUCCGUGAGGGCAGAGCCGGCGCACCGUCCCACCACACCCCGCGGAUUCCCCGUCCCGGGCCGCUGCAGCGGGAUGGCGCCGGGGCUGCUGGACCUGGUGCACUUGACAACCUGGGCCGUGUGUGCCGUGAUCAAGCUGCCGCAGCUGGUGGCGGUGCUGAGGGCCGGCUCGGCGUGGGGACUCAGCGUGAGCAGCCUCCUCCUGGAGUUGGCCGGCCUCCUUGUGUUUCUGAGGUACCAGAUCUAUUAUGGUUACCCCCUGGAGACAUACCUGGAGUUUCCAGUCGUCAUUGCACAAGAUGCCAUUCUCCUGGGCUGUAUUAUGCAUUUCAGUGGAAAAGUGAGACGAGCUUUUUUCUACGCAGUGGUAUUUUGGGUGGGCUGGUACAUGCUAACACUGCAGAAGUGUAUAAUAGACCUGGCCAUGAAUCUGUGCACGCUCAUCAGUGCAGCCAGUAAGCUGGUUCAACUGCAGCAUCUCUGGGAGACAAAAGAUUCCGGACAAGCGAGCGCCCUGACCUGGGGCAUGUCUGUGUACGCCUCUGCAACAAGAAUCAUUACAACUCUAAUGACUACAAAUGAUCGCGCAGUUCUCAUCCGUUUCAUAGUCAUGCUCAUUCUCAAUAUUUGGGUCACAGCCACAAUCCUGCACUACAGGAAGACUAAAAAGACUGAUUAGACAACACUCAUCAGCACACAUAUCAUUACCAUAAAAAAUAUAAUUAAGCCUAAAGAAUUUAAGAAUUCUUCAAAGAUUGAGGAAGCUCUCUUUCUCUAAUAUUUACCCUUUAGCGUACUUAUAGUAUUUACAGUACUUACAGACUUAUAGUACAUUCAUGCUUACUUUCUCUUAGAAAUAAUUCUGAUAAGAUACUUAAUUUAAGCAGCAUAUUUUUAUUGGUCAUUUCAGACAAGUCUCACUGAUAUCACAUUUUCUCUGGAUUUUUUUUACUACAAGGUAUUUCAUAGUUAGAUGUAUAUAUAUUCUGGUAUCACUUCAGUACUUUCUGGUUACAUAUAAGCAAUUUUCUUCAAUUAUACAUGAUCAAUUUUGCACCAACAUACUGACUUGUCCUGCUGCAAGACUAAAAAAUCACAACAGAAGUUUGUCUUCUUCUUGCAAGCAACUGAAUUAGUUCAACAUUAACUGUCUGUAUUUUAGGAUGAAGAAAAUCUCAGUCAAGGCCCAAUCCAGAAUAAGGUUCUAAUUACUAAAUCACAAAUCCAGUUGGGAUUGUAGCACUUACAUGCAACACUUAAAUAGUACAAUUUAUACAGCUGAUACAGGAUACCCAUAGUCACUUUCCUCAGUAUACCCAUUUUUUUAUUGGAUAAGAGAGCAAAAACUCAACUACGAAUUAUUUUUCGUAACCUGAGCUCUCAUUCACUGAACAUACUUCACUGAACAGCAGGGACUACAAUGUAUGGGAAUUAAUGAAACUGUGGCCAACAGUUAAAAAUGCUGUUCAAGCAGAAGUUCCUGGAAUGAUACCCAGAAUUUCCAAACACCAUCCAUACUGACAGUGACAUGUGCACCUUGAUGCAUCUCAGCAGACUGAUCUCCUGUGGUUGUCAGGUUUUGGUGAUAGUGCUCUGUGGUUCAUGAAUUUUUGGCCUGUCAGUGCUAAGUGUGUUGAAGAACAUAGACUUCACUUAAACUUUUACUUCAGAAAUUCUAAUCAAUUUGUAGUACUUAGAGUAAAAAGGGGGAAAGGUUAUUCUUGACAACUAUUAACAGAGGAUUUUGGUUUUGGAAGUACUGCCUUCACAACCAAAAGUUACAUUAGUAAUCAUAUAGCUUGCCUUCAUUUAUCAUUACAUUCCCCAAAAUUAAAAUUUACAACAUUCCAAGAGUUCUUACGGUAUUCUGUGAUUGGCAUGUAAAAACCUAGGCACCCUUGAUCCCAACACCCUUGAAAACUAUGGGAAGACUGCAUUGACUUCAUUUGAGGCAGGUUUUCAUCGCAACAUUCUAAAUUGUGUGACUGCUCUGGAGCAAAGGGAUCUGGAAAGCAGAUGUUCCUGCCAGUGAGCACGCAGCAAUUGGAGCAUUCACCAUCAGAAAACAGCUGCUUCAUACUCUAAAUUUUACAGGGAAGGGCUGGGAAAAGAUGGGUCUGUGGGAAUUGAUUUCAUGUAUCCCACGUUACUGAGAGCAAGUCAAAGAUGAGAUUUUUUUUACUGCUCCAAUAAAAAGUCUAAAUCUUUCUGUGUUGGUUGAAAGAUUAAUUGUAAACAUUCUGAUUUUAUUAAAGCUGUGUAAAGUAUCUGAAGUGGUCUAAACAGUGGUAGGUGGCAUGUGAUACAUUUUCCAGGUGAUACGAAUAAAUGUUAUUCUUCAA